Gossypium arboreum is the source of this 372-nucleotide messenger RNA. RefSeq lists its product as uncharacterized. NCBI's taxonomy places the organism in Eukaryota, Viridiplantae, Streptophyta, Magnoliopsida, Malvales, Malvaceae. The transcript has a single exon. The record is from RefSeq and is a predicted model, not a curated record. The coding region runs from base 1 to 372 and encodes 123 amino acids.
AUGGUAGAGAAUUCGAAUUGUCCAAUGUGUGAAGAAGGAAAGCAAACCAUCGAACACAUCCUCCUUUUUUGCCCACCAGCUCAAGCAACUUGGAGAGCCUCGAUGUUCAACUACACUCCUUCCCCUAAUGAUUUCCAAUCCUUAUCCGAUUGGUGGCUGAAAAUCAAGCAACUUCUUCAGAACUCGGGAGCGAAUACAGCAAUGAGUUGGAUUGCUUGGACGUGCUGGGGUAUUUGGAAGGCGCGCAAUGAGUGGAUGCUCGAAGGCCGUGAUGAGGACCCGGUGAACAUAUGGAACAAUGCGCUCAAAGGAUAUCACAACUUCAUGGAAAAUAUGCUCCCUCCAAAAGCAUCAGCCAUUACACUAAUCUGA